This is a messenger RNA of Pungitius pungitius (ninespine stickleback), 1832 nucleotides long. It is a transcript of the gene nyx, whose product is annotated as nyctalopin. The transcript has 4 exons. Lineage: Eukaryota; Metazoa; Chordata; Actinopteri; Perciformes; Gasterosteidae. The record is from RefSeq and is a predicted model, not a curated record. Gene Ontology annotation, molecular function: protein binding. Gene Ontology annotation, cellular component: extracellular matrix. The coding region runs from base 1 to 1461 and encodes 486 amino acids.
AUGUCCCAGAUGACUCCAGCGAUGACUGUCAUCACUUUCACCGUCUCCGUGCUCUGCCUGCUGCCCGCGGCGGCGCUCUCCCGCUGGGCGUGCGAGCGCGCGUGCCCGGCCUCGUGCGCGUGCACGGCGGAGAGGAGCUGCGGCGUGCUGUGCGACCGCUCCGGCUUGGCCGAGCUGCCCAAGGAGUUCCCCUGCGAGGCGUCCGCCAUCAACCUGGACAAGAACAGCCUCCGCUUCCUGUCGGAGAGGGCGUUCGGCACGCUGCCCGCCCUCAGGUCGCUCUCCCUGGACCACAACAACAUCUCCUUCAUCACGCCCGGGGCCUUCAAGGGCCUCGGCAACCUGGUGGAGCUGAAAAUUGCGAACAACGACUACAUCAGUUACCUCCACACGCGGACCUUCACGGGGCUGAAGAAGCUGGCGCGCCUCGACGUGUCCAACUGCAACCUCUUCAACAUCCCCGACCGCGUCUUCCUGGAGCAGACGGCGCUGAAGGAGGUGCGCUGCUUCGAGAACAACUUCCGCCGGAUCCCCGGGGCCUUCAGAGGGAUGGAGAACCUGACCCACCUCUACCUGGAGAGGAACAAGAUCGAGGCGGUGGCCUACAACUCGCUGCUCGGCCUCCGCGGCCUCAGGUACCUGAACCUCCAGGAGAACCGCGUCAACGUGAUCCACGACGGAUCCUUCCAAGACCUCGUGCGGCUGGAGAACUUCUACCUCAACGACAACCUGCUGAGCGACCUGCCGCGCCACGCCUUCCGAGGCCUCGCCCGCCUCAGGAUGCUCAACCUCGGCGGGAACCAGCUGACCAACGUGUCCCGCACGUGGUUCGGCGACCUGGUGGAGCUGGAGGUCCUGUACCUGGACAGGAACCAGCUGCUGACCAUCGAGGAGGGCACGUUCCAGAACCUCAGCAGCCUGAUCACGCUCCACCUGAACAGCAACAACCUCACCGCGCUCCCCUUCCCCGUCUUCCGGCCCGUCUACUUCCUGGCGCGCCUCUUCCUCUUCAGGAACCCGUGGGCGUGCGACUGCUCCCUGCAGUGGCUGAAGGACUGGAUGGAGAGCUACAAGCUGGUGCGGGACGUCCCCUGCGCCUCGCCCUCCUCCGUGGCGGGCCUGGACCUCGGCCAGGUGGCCUUCGCCAAGGCGAACGGCACGUGCGAGGACCCCGGCGAGCUGGACCCGACGGCGGCCCCGGCACCGGCGGCCCCCGCCACCGAGGACCGCUUCCACAGCCUCGUCUCCAAGCUGCUGCAGCAGGAGGUCCGGGGGGAGCCGGGCAACGGCACGGAGGGCCUCCGCAACGGGACGCUGCCGCGGGCCGAGGACGGGCCGCUGGCCUCCUCCUCCUCCUCCGCCGAGGCGGGGGGGGUCGGAGGUCAGCGGGCCCCGGCCGCCCUGUGCGUCAUGGCGGCGUGGCUCAUCCGCGACGGGACUUACUGCCUCGCUUGCACAUGAGCACAAGAAGGAUUCUUAGAAGCUUCCUUCGGAGGGAGGCCUGCCGCAUCGAUGAUGAAAUAUGCGACGCAUCACCGGGGGGGGGGGUGUGCAUUUGUGUGCGUUUGUGUGCGUGUAACGCUCGAUUUGAACGAAUGUUCCAUAAUGUUCGUUAACACACGUCCUUUCGUUCAGCUCCUCCAUCUCUCCAACAUGUUCAUGUUCUCUGUGGCUAAAAACCUGUUAUUUGAAGUCAAAAUGCUCAUUUGAUGAAUAAAAUGUUGCUUCUGACCCGUCUCUGAACGAAGGAUUAACCUCCAUGCGGCGUCGGUUUCAGACUUUUCUCAAAUGCAUUAAUUCAAAAUAAAUGUUCUGAGAAAGUUGCUGUGUUC